Monomorium pharaonis (pharaoh ant) is the source of this 5269-nucleotide messenger RNA. It is a transcript of the gene Six4, whose product is annotated as homeobox protein six1. Gene Ontology annotation, cellular component: nucleus; transcription regulator complex. The coding region runs from base 2290 to 3585 and encodes 431 amino acids. The record is from RefSeq and is a predicted model, not a curated record. Gene Ontology annotation, biological process: regulation of transcription by RNA polymerase II. The transcript is spliced from 4 exons. Gene Ontology annotation, molecular function: DNA-binding transcription factor activity, RNA polymerase II-specific; RNA polymerase II cis-regulatory region sequence-specific DNA binding. NCBI's taxonomy places the organism in Eukaryota, Metazoa, Arthropoda, Insecta, Hymenoptera, Formicidae.
GAGAGAGAGAGAGAGAGAGAGAGAGAGAGAGAGAGAGAGAGAGAAAGAGAGAGAAGCAACGUGUGGAGUGUGAAGCCAAUAGAGGUCCGGCGCACAAUAGCAUAAUUUCGUCAUCUCGAUGACAUAACAAAAGAAAUUACGCGAGUCCCGGCGAAGAAGGAAUCACCGAAAUUCGAUACAUCCAGGUAAUCGGUUCGUCGUGGAGGUCGCCAGGUGAGAAUACGACGUAUACAUGUCGGAGGAACGUCGGGUGCAAGCCGGCGGCGGCGGCGGCGACGGCGACGACAACGACGACUCGGUAAAACGGGGUGAAGCCCGCGGUCGGUAGGGGGUAGAACCGCCCCCGACCAAUGGUGCGGAGCGGCAUGUUGCUCCGGCGACCAAUCGUCGGAUGGUGGCCGUGCCGUUUCUCGCUCAUCGCGGCGGUUUCGUCGCCGAAAUAAAAGAGGAGGACGAACACAGGAGAUCGGAAGGUGGGAGAAGGAGAGAAGGAGAAGAGAGAGAGAGAGAGAGAGAGAGAGAGAGAGAGAGAGAGAGAGAGAGAGAGAGAGAGGACGACAUCGACAUCGUCAUCGUCAGCACUGCCACCGUGCACCACCACAACCGUCGUCGUCGGUGGCCCGCGCGACAAUUCAACAACGGGAGCCAGCGGGACGACGGGACUGUCGCACCACGGACGAAUCACCGCGAUCACCUUACUAACUUGGUGACUUGGUCACUCAGUGAGUGCCGCGGUCAGAGGUAUUUUCAUCCGGGAGUAUCGGUUACGCAAUUUGUUCGUCGUCCGUCGUUCGCUUCGACACAAACUCUGCUCCGUUUGUAAAGAAAAAAAGAAGAAAAAAGAAAAAAGAAAAACGAGGGUUGUGGUUGCGGUACGAAAAACCCGGGAAACCCUCGCGCGAGAAAGUCUAGCAGUGCACUGUUGUCACGCGUCGGUGAUGUUCAUCGGGAAUCCCCUUCGUCUGUUCCCUUCCCUUCGGAUUUGGCAGCAGUUCCGCCGCGGGUGGUUGAUUGUCUAGUAGUGACUAGUCAAGCAAGGAACUCAGGUAGCCCAGUGAAGUUUUAGAGGAUUGGCACCUCUUUCUGAUGAAUGGACUGACUGAUUGGGUCUUUGGAGAGAACCGAGGAUCCUCCGUUAGAAGAUUAUUGUGUAUGCGAGAAGUAUCCCAUUAUAAUUACAUAAUUUAUUGCGGAACCAGUUACCGAGACUGACGAGUUCGGAUUCAGUUUCAAAAACGCCACCGGGACUCAAGUUUAAAGUUAUUUGCUUACAAUGCGGUAAUCAAACGCGAAUUUUGAAGCACAAAUAAAUAAUUAUACACGUAACGGGAAUUUUUUUAAUUGAUAGGGAAACAAUGAUGGUUGAUAUGAUUGCAUCGAGGUGUAGACGAAAAAUCAGGAUUUAUAUUAAAAAUUGAAUUAAAUAGUAUGGACUCCUAUAUAUCGUUGUAAUGACUAAAAAAUAAUUAAAUUCGAUAAAAAUAUUACGAAUUUGAGCUACUCUUCUGUGAUGAGGUAUAUGGACCGUCGGAGAUAUCGUGAGUGUACGGUGAUCGUUUGACAAACGCAUAAUUAUUGUUGUACUUACGAGAGAAAUAGACUUUUUUUUAUUAAAAAUUUGUGAAAACGUUUUUGAACAUUCGGCUUGAAGAAAAUGUCGCGGCUAUGUUGGCGUAAAUCUCGAUGAAUGGGAAUGGAGUCAGACAUCGACAUGAAUGAAACGCGCGUGAUUAAACAACCGUCGCGUCGACUUGUACGUUCGAAUAACGGAUGCUUACCUUCGUCAUCAGUUAUUCAUCCGGUCGAGCUGUAAGACAUAUCGUCAGCCGAUGUUGUCUAAUGAUAAAAGGAAAGUAAGUAAGUUUCUCAAAGAAGAAUGCUGCCUAUAACUUCCAAACUGAAGAUUUUACGGUAAAAGUCCUACCCGCGGUAAGGAAAAAUCCAGAGGCAAGAAUAUAUGAACAAUAGGCGCACAAAAGUCUUUGUUGAGAGAGAAAGAGAGAGAAGAUAAAGCAAAUGAUGAAAUAAAAUGUAUUACGUCCGAGUGAAUUCCAGGUGAAUUUUUCAAACUCGAUUGAUGUAGACGCGAUAAAUUGUGAGUCUACGUUACAUUUUGUGUGUGAGGCUUGUACCCGCGUUUAUAGUUUAGUUUGUAAUUUUAAUAUUAAGUGACUGAACUAACUUCGAUAAGAAAUCGCGGAGGGAGUUUCGGGAUCGGCGAAUGAGCACAGAAUUGUGUCUCCUGUCCGACACCUCGGUUCAUGAGAGGCACGCAGUCAGCAGCCAAGGAUGUCGGAUAGCUCGGAUCAGCUGUCAUCACCGAACAGCGAUUGCAAUAGCCAAAUGGGCGUCGUGCAUCGCAACGCAGCCGCAACCGCGCAGUACAGCAGCACGUCGUCGAUGUCCAAUCUUGGGCUGACUCACCAUUCGCAAAAUCUAACGCCGACGUCGAAUAGCAGUCCCCAGUAUUCGCAGGAGCUCUCCACCUGCAACCCCGCCAGCGUAAACACCAAUAUCGGCAACCUCAGCGGCCUCUCCUCACUCAGCAGCAGCAAUGACUUCACGCCCGAGCAGAUAAACUGCAUGUGCGAAGCGUUGUCGCAAAGCCAAGACAUUGACAACCUGUCAAGAUUUCUUUGGUCCCUACCACCUGGAGAACUGUUACGCGGUGGCGAGAGCGUGCUAAUGGCGCGUGCCGCCGUUGCCUUCCAUCGCGGGGCUUAUCACGAGCUUUACUCGAUCUUGGAGAGCCAUCCCUUCUCGCCGCGUCGACACCCCGAACUCCAGCAGAUGUGGUUCAAGUCGCAUUACCGUGAAGCUGAGAAGAUCCGCGGCCGACCACUGGGCGCCGUGGACAAGUAUCGGCUGCGCAAGAAGUAUCCGCUGCCGAAGACCAUUUGGGACGGCGAAGAGACCGUGUACUGCUUCAAGGAACGGUCGAGGAAUGCCUUAAAGGAGUGCUACAUGAGGAACCGAUAUCCCACGCCGGACGAGAAGAAAAAUCUCGCGAAGAAAACCGGCCUGACACUAACACAGGUGUCCAAUUGGUUCAAGAAUCGGCGACAGCGGGAUCGUACGCCGCAAACGAGAACUGAUAUGCUACCACUUAAUUGUCAAGGCACGACCAAUAGCACAAUUAGCAGCUCAGUGAGCAACGGCGGUAGCAUUCAAUCUUUGCAGAGCAUUGAUUCCGAUAGUCCGAAUCUCGCAAUGUCACCAUUAUCGACAAUGGGCAUGUCACCGGUCACAAUGAAUCCAUGUAGUCCCAUGGGCAUGAGUCCUAUGGGCCCUCAUCAUGGCUAUGCCACUUCUGUUACUCCAUCGUCCGUUCAUACAGCACAUCCCCAUAAUGGUGGACUAAGCCCCAUGAAUGACGUUAAGACUCUGUGUUACGGGCGCAGUGUGUAUGACACAGGUAAAGACGUGGAGCAGAGCUCGGUUUAUUACUCCAGCCAUUCCAGUAUGCAUCACCAGUAUUAUCAGCAGACCCAUCAUCAGAUGAUGUCUAGUUCCCAUCAUCAUCACCAUCAUCAGCAAAGCGUGCCAGCCGGUUACGAGAUUAUGCUACCGCCACCUUCCAUGUGACUAACAGAUUAUGACGAUGACCGAAGUAACCAAAGUCUUCAUGGUCAGAGCGAUGACAUGGUGGCGCGUAUACACGCCUUCGCCUGAUCUCUCCGCUUCUUCUUUCAUCUUGAUUCAAAUCGCACGCAAUAAAGAAUAGCAUAUUCAUGUGGCUGCUAGUAAAACAGUUGUUUAUGAAGCAAGACGAUACAAUAUCGUUUCUGAUUUCUUGUUCUAAAAAUACUUAAAUAGGUAUCGAAUGUUUUUUUAUACGCGUUGUCAUGCGAAUACGAUACAUUUUGAUGUGACGUUUAAACAAAUAUAAGAUUUCUUAAUUCUACAACUCAAAGAGUUUAAGAGACGCUGAUAACAAAUUUUUAAAAAGUAAAAAGACGCCGAAUUUUUCUGUAAUCUUUUCAAAUAAUUUAUAUCUGUCGAAGCAAUGAAACAAAAUGAAAAGAGAUAGAUAAUUUAUAUCAAACAUAUAUCAUAUGAUCUGAAAUUUUAAUUAAUUAUUUUUUUAUUAAUUAAUAUCAAUUAAUCAUAUUUUUAUAAUAUUAAUAUUGUUAUUAAUAUUAAUAACACUAUUAAUAUAUAACUAUUAUAAUAUCAUUGUAAGAUCACAGUUGUGAAAUGAAAUAUUAAUCGAUGUUUAUAUUAAACUGUUCGUUUUCCACUUUUAAUAUCAGUCUAAAUAUAUCUUUUUCAAUGAAAAUUAUUGUGUAAUGACACAUGACAACCUCAUGUCACGCGUGCAAAUUUCUAUAUUCUAUACAAUCGAAUGGUGUAUAGAAUGAACAAAUCAUGGAGCGAAGCCAUAGAACGGAUAAGUUUUAAUCAAUGACGAGAUAAGAAUAUAAAUGUAAAAAACUUGGGAAGAGCUAAAAAACUGGUUUUAUUUUGCGCACAUUAUUUUAAUGUGUAUAUAGUAGCUCUUCGUAUCGAAAUUUUUCUCACGUUAAUACCAUUAAGUAAAUAUUAUUUGUUUUAUUUACACGUUCAGUUAUUUUAUAGUCACAAAAAGUAAAAUUAAAUUUUGUACUUAACGAAAAUAAAACUAUUUUUUUAAUGCUCGCAAAUCUAAAGACUACAAAAGAUAUAAUUGUAAAAAUUUUAUUAAACUUUUUAGAAUUUACUUUCUUUUUGCGUUACUUGCGAAUCAAUUAGAUUUUUAAUAAAAAUAUAAUAAUUAAUUCAUUGUUGAAAUGUUUCUAAUUAUUCAAAAUUAUAAUUGUUUCAUAAAGUAUCUUGAUUCGCUUUAAUUUCCUAUUUCUUAUAUAAGGAAUGGGGCAUGCGAGUGAAAAGCAACCCGUAUUAAUAACUGUAAGAAAGAUGCUUAUUUUAUUAGAUGUACAAUAUUUUUUGACGUCAGUCAAAACGGCGUUUGUAGAUGUAUCAUGCUAUUGUAAAUUAUUGCGAUAAAGCCACAGAAUUUGUCUAUAAGAAGCUUCCGACAAAUUUUAAAUGGUAAAUCGUGAAAAGUGACAAAAAAGCAAUUAGCGUGUAGCGCAGCUGGGAAAAAUUAAGCUGCCUACUUUUCCUUUUCCAUAAUACUGUAUAUAAAUAUUAUAUGGAUUAUGUAUGUAAUGUAUAUAUUGCUAAAAAAUGACAAUGUAUUAUGGAUUACUGGUUUUUAAUAAAUAGACCUGCGUUCAGUAUACAUGUAUACGUACACAAAACACGCAGAUGUAACAUAUACACAUAA